This is a messenger RNA of Eruca vesicaria subsp. sativa (arugula), 1855 nucleotides long. Lineage: Eukaryota; Viridiplantae; Streptophyta; Magnoliopsida; Brassicales; Brassicaceae. The record is from the annotation of a GenBank genome assembly.
AGAUCUUGAGAGAGAGAGAGAGAGAGAAAUCAACAAUGGCGGCGAAAACGAAGAACAACCUUCGCUACCAACCGCGAAAAUCAGCAUCGCGAUCGGCGCAAGCGUUCACGGUGCUGAUCGGUCUGCUGGUGGUGAUUAUGAUUCUUCUGGGUCUGGGGAUCUUGUCACUUCCCAAUGCCAACAGAAACUCUUCCAAGCCCAACGAUUUGACCAACAUUGUACGCAAGAGCCAGGAGGAGAGUUAUGGAGGAGAUGAGGAAGGGAACGGGGAGCGUUGGGUUGAAGUGAUCUCGUGGGAGCCUAGAGCUGUUGUUUACCACAAUUUCUUGACCAAUGAAGAAUGUGACCACCUGAUCAGUCUCGCUAAACCCAACAUGGUUAAGUCUACUGUGGUUGAUGAGAAGACCGGUGGCAGCAAAGAUAGCAGAGUAAGGACGAGCUCUGGAACUUUCCUUAAAAGAGGACAUGACGAAGUUGUCGAGAGGAUUGAGCAACGGAUUUCAGAUUUCACCUUCAUUCCUGUUGAAAAUGGAGAAGGUCUCCAAGUUCUUCACUACCAAGUUGGGCAGAAGUAUGAGCCUCACUAUGAUUAUUUCUUAGAUGAAUUCAACACCAAGAACGGAGGACAACGAAUAGCCACUGUUCUUAUGUACCUAUCGGAUGUUGAUGAUGGUGGGGAGACCGUGUUCCCUGCGGCAAAAGGAAACAUUAGUGCAGUCCCAUGGUGGAACCAGCUCUCGAAAUGUGGCAAAGAAGGACUUUCUGUACUACCAAAGAAGCGAGAUGCUUUACUUUUCUGGAACAUGAGACCUGAUGCCUCUCUAGACCCUUCCAGUUUGCACGGUGGAUGUCCAGUGGUGAAAGGAAACAAAUGGUCAUCCACGAAAUGGUUCCACGUCCAUGAGUUCAAGGUUUAAGAAAACUAAGAUACAGAGGAGGUUUACACGACAGCACAAGUUUGUGUGGAUACUGUUACAAACAGAUGUAUUGUUAUAUUUCCCUUUUGAAGUGAGAAAUGAUCCUUAGGAAGUUUAAGGCUGUGUUUUAUCAUGAGCGAUAUUUGAACUUUCUUCUACCUUUUCUUUUAAACUAUUUGAGAUUUUUGUAACUUUACAUGUUCUGUCUUAAUUUUUAUAACUUCAAUAAUUUAUUACAACCACGCACUGUUUUGUGACUGGUAAAAGACAUUCAGAAACCGUGCUCGGUUCAUUCCAGCACCGGCGCGGUUUGUCAAAUGGGACGGGACGGUACUGUUCAAAUUUAAGUGAAUCUUUAAGCAUGCAAAUACCUAGAUCCAACCAUUCUGGCUGGCAUGCCCAUAUCCCAAGAUAUGAAAGAUAGGAUCAAGAAGAUACUGCCAAUAGGAUAAGCAUUCAUUGGGGUUUAUAAACAUAUAUUGAGAUGAUUGGAUAAAAGCCUAUGAAAAUAAAUGUCUCGAAGAUGAUCAUAUCAUAUGCGUAUCUGUAGUCUGGUGUCUGCAACAGAAAAACUUUAGAGAAGGCAGUCUAAUGGUGAAAAUAGUCACAUUGGCACUCCACAUCGCGGCACAUGUAAGUCUUCAAGAACAUGACAACUGGAUUGACAAAUUCAUUACCAGGGUAUUACACGGGUUGAUGGAUUUAAAAAUCCAUUCAAAAAUUAGGAUUAGGUUGGAGACCUUUGUCAAUGUAUUUUUUUUCAAAACUUUUAGAGGUCUAAAGUGAAUGUUUCAUUAGGCUUGGUUCAGAACCGGUCCAUAUCAAGUAUCAAAGGGCUAAAAUUUCUGGCCAAACACGAGAAAACUCCCCCUCUCUGAUAUAUUUAGAGGAGAGAAGAGAGAGAGAGAGAGAGUGAGAGCUCCCGUUCAUAUUCGUUG